AUGACGGAGAUAAGUUCGGACUGUCCGGCCGCCCUCCACAUUUCUGCCUUCGUUCUCCAACUCACCACGUCGCCGUCAACAUCACUUCCCGAGGAAUUGCUUACAAUUGAUGCGUGCAUUGCAUGCGUCCAUAUUCUUCGGCCAAUGAAACAGCUUCCCACACCUCCUGCUUCUCGUCAGAGCUCAGAAGUUCCAGAUACCGACCUCAAACAGCUUCACAUAGACGACCCCACGCCAGAUCUCUUGGAAUCCCUCGACGCGCUUCUUGAAAAGUACCUUCACCUUCUUGAUAAGCACCAGAGGCUGCAGCAUGUCCUAGCUUCGAAGCUCUCCUCGGGGUUUCUUUCCCUUGCGCACGCGAAUUAUACCUGUCCGCCAGGUCGACGGUAUGGCGCCGACUACUAUGAUGAACGGAUGAAAGCUUCAAGAAGAGUGAUAUUACGACCUCCCUCGUCCGCAGACAGAGAAGACUCUACUGCUGAAUUAGAGAGUCCACCGCCCAAUGGCGCGUCUUCUAAGGGGAUCUUUUCGAUUGAAUUCACACCAAGCAAUGACGAGGAAGAACAGCCUGACACAGAUGAGCCGUCAGGAACGGGUGAGAAGGCGCCGGAGAAGGCGCUGGAGCAGGAGCCUCUGAAGAAAGCAGGAGACAACAACGCUGCGGACACUACUGCAUCUCCCCAAGAUUCUUCGGAGGCUUCCGAGACGAAGACCGAAGCAGAUGCAGAUGCAGAUGCAGAUGCGAGGUCCGGGCUUGUUAGACGGAGACCACGUACCUUAGACCCAAUAAAGUGGUUUGGAAUACUGGUUCCUCCAUCACUUCGCAGUGCUCAGAAGUCUUUCACUGAAGCAGUUGAAGGCAGUCUGCCUGAACUAGCAGGUAUCGUGGUCGAGAUGCAGGCUGCAGAGAAGGAGAUUACUGAGCUGCGGAGGAGAAUGGGACGAGAAUAA
Messenger RNA from Aspergillus nidulans FGSC A4, 951 nucleotides. RefSeq lists its product as uncharacterized. NCBI's taxonomy places the organism in Eukaryota, Fungi, Ascomycota, Eurotiomycetes, Eurotiales, Aspergillaceae. The record is from RefSeq and is a predicted model, not a curated record. Bases 1 to 951 code for a protein of 316 amino acids. Gene Ontology annotation, biological process: vacuolar proton-transporting V-type ATPase complex assembly. The transcript is spliced from 3 exons.